AUGGCCCGUAAGCGCAAAAGCGUAGCUAGUACUGCUGACUUGUGCCCGCAGGAUCUCAACGAGAUUUCGUACAUCGCCUGGAUGAACAAGCAGAUCGCGGCCGGCCGCAAGCCCGCCGGCCCUUUGCAAGAAGGAGCGCCUGGUGCGGGGGACACCUCGUUCGAAGCCCCGCGCGAUAUCCCAACCUGCGGACGCCGUCAUGCCGACCGGGUUGCCUCAUCCCGCGUCAACGACGAUGCUGCCUUCGAUGACGACGAUGACGCCGCAGACUCUGAUUACAAUGAGUGCGACGAGGCCUGCGACGACGACGCGGACUCUGGCGAGGAGGAGGACAAGGGCAUGUCCCCUUCAGAGGAUGAAGCUGACGUCGAUGAGGACACCAAUGACGACGAUGACGCUCCCGAGGAGGGCCAGCCUGCGACCCCGGCUCCCCGUCGCGGCCGUGCCUCUGCAGCUGCGGGAACCAAGACUGCUGCGAAGGGCGGGGAACCUCUGCGUGCCGCUGCCAAGACCCGCAACCUGCAUCCUGUUAAGCGGAGCGUGUGGUCCCCCCGCAAGAACACGAUCUUCGUGGCUGCACGUUGGUUCAUGAAGGACGAGCUCGGACCCCUCCUCGGGAAGCAGGGCUCUCAGUACUGGGCCUGCCUCGCGCUCCACCUCGAGCAGGAGAAUUCCGGGUGGGUGCGCGGCUUGAACGCGCUUCAGAAGCAGUGGCGCAAUCUUGUCAACAUGUACAAGCAGAUCAAGAAGGGGGAAAAGGCGAGUGGAAAGGGUGCCGUGUGCAAGCCCCACUGGUACCCGUACAUGGCUCUCUUCCAGAACAACAAGGCGGUGGGCAACCCUCACGCCGUCGACGGUGGAGAGACAGCAACGAUGGCCGCUGCCAAGCUGGUGUGCGAGACAAUCAAAGGCUGCCACUCAGACGCCAUGAGCAGGCUCAAAGGCCUCGUCCGCGCGUGGAUGGAGCAGGACGCGCGUAUUGCUCGCGAACACGUGCAUCAGCCCGCCCCCUCCCCGCCGGCCCGCGACGACAUCCCUGUCGACGCGGACAACAUGACCGCAACGCACGCCGCCGAAGGCGGCGACGACGGUUGGCUCCGUCGCGGGCAGGCGGGCGACCACGCAUCUAACCCUGACGAGGGUGAGGAGGUGUGGGCUCACGGCGCCGCUGAGUGA
Closterium sp. Naga37s-1 is the source of this 1176-nucleotide messenger RNA. NCBI's taxonomy places the organism in Eukaryota, Viridiplantae, Streptophyta, Zygnematophyceae, Desmidiales, Closteriaceae. The record is from the annotation of a GenBank genome assembly.